AUGUUUGACUUAAAGAGUGUGGUGCGUCCAAAUAUCCUCACAUUAGAACCAUACCGUUGUGCUAGAGACGAUUUCAAAACCGGUAUUUUAUUGGAUGCAAAUGAAAAUACCCAUGGCCCAGCACUUUCAGAAAUCACCACAACCGAAGAGACUCUAGAACUUAAUAGAUACCCUGAUCCACAUCAAUUGGAUUUAAAACAACAAAUUGUCGAUUUCAGAAAUGCAUCACCAAAUAAACAUAGUAAGUCACCAUUGGGCCCAGAUAAUCUUUGUCUUGGUGUGGGGUCUGAUGAAAGUAUUGAUAUGUUGUUGAGAUGUUGUUGUGCUCCAGGAAAGGAAAAAUUAUUGACUUGUCCACCCACUUAUGGAAUGUACUCUAUAUGUGCCACUGUUAAUGAUGUUGAAACAGUUAAAGCACCAUUAACUAUUCCUAAUUUUCAAAUUGAUAUCGAGGGAAUCCUUGAUCAGUUGAAUUCAGAUCCAAGUAUCAAACUCAUUUAUUUGACUUCACCAGGCAAUCCAACAGGAAAAUUGAUCAAUGUUGAUGAGAUCGUUAAAUUAUUGGAAAAAGUUGUUGAUACAUGGAAUGGGUUAGUUGUUGUUGAUGAAGCAUAUAUUGAUUUCACUGCACCUAAUGGUAGAUACAGCGAAUCUGUUUCUACUUUAGUUAACCAAUACCCUAAUUUGGUAGUGUUGCAAACAUUGAGUAAAUCAUUUGGAUUAGCAGGUAUUAGAUUGGGUAUUACGUUCUGUAAUUCUGACUUGUCAAAGAUUUUAAACUCGAUGAAAUAUCCAUACAAUAUAUCAUCACUUACAUCGGGUAUUGCAUUGAAAGCUACAUCAUCCGCAGGACUAACAAUUAUGCACAAGUACGUUGCUAGUAUUAUCAAGCAAAGAGAUGCAUUGUUGAAGAGUAUACUCAAUUUGAAAUAUGUUGGUAAGAAUAUUGGUGGUCUUGAUGCAAACUUUAUUCUAGUAGAGAUAUUAAACAAAAAUGGUGAGCCAUCUAAUGAAGUAGCUUCAAAAUUGUACAAUACGUUAGCUGUUGAUAAUGCAGUGGUUGUGAGAUUUCGUGGUAAUGAAUUAAAUUGUACGGGAGCUCUUCGAAUUUCAAUCGGAACAGAAGAGGAAAAUAAAGAGUUACUCUUGAAAUUUGAAAAAGUAUUGAAUGAAAUAAAUGCUUAA
This is a messenger RNA of Lodderomyces orthopsilosis Co 90-125, 1185 nucleotides long. RefSeq names its product histidinol-phosphate transaminase (gene HIS5). Gene Ontology annotation, molecular function: L-histidinol-phosphate:2-oxoglutarate transaminase activity; pyridoxal phosphate binding. The coding region runs from base 1 to 1185 and encodes 394 amino acids. The record is from RefSeq and is a predicted model, not a curated record. NCBI's taxonomy places the organism in Eukaryota, Fungi, Ascomycota, Pichiomycetes, Serinales, Debaryomycetaceae. Gene Ontology annotation, biological process: L-histidine biosynthetic process. The transcript has a single exon.